This is a messenger RNA of Stegostoma tigrinum, 3065 nucleotides long. RefSeq names its product ribosomal oxygenase 1 (gene riox1). Gene Ontology annotation, cellular component: nucleolus. The transcript has 15 exons. Gene Ontology annotation, molecular function: histone H3K4 demethylase activity; histone H3K36 demethylase activity. NCBI's taxonomy places the organism in Eukaryota, Metazoa, Chordata, Chondrichthyes, Orectolobiformes, Stegostomatidae. Bases 50 to 1897 code for a protein of 615 amino acids. The record is from RefSeq and is a predicted model, not a curated record.
UCAGGACGCACCGGCCCCGCCCAUUCCUCGACCGUUCGCAGGGGCUACCAUGGCCGAUUCUUGCGUUUCGGCGUUCUCUGUUUACCGGAGCCUGGAGGCUGAUAACGGGUUCUGGACUCAGACUGAUAGAUCUUCAAAUAAGACAAGUCAAGAAAAACAGAAACGUUCACUCUCUUUGUCCAGGAGGAGGAAGAUAAUCAAGAAGAAACGAAAAUGUUUAAAAGCUAACCUCGAAUCCUCAUUGGAUAUUAAUGUUGUGAAUAAUGCUGAAAUACUACAGAGAACAAAUGACUGUGCCAAGAAGGAGCCCAUGGAUUCCCAUGCUAAAAGAAAAAUUAACAGCAAACGGAUUCGUAAAAUUAAAAGGAUGAAGUUAAAGUCUAAGAAAUUUGAAGCACUGUCCAGCGAUGUUCCAACAAGCUGUUCAACAGUACAGAGCACAACAGCCUCCAAAUCAAAGUUUCCCACGAAACCUUUUGAGAGCAAAGAUGCAAGACCUUGGACAGGACCAUCACUGUCAAUACUUCUUCGAGAUCUACGUCACAUACAGAACAGUAAGGAGAGAUCUGCUAAACUCUUUGAAUGGUUAAUAGCACCUGUUGCUCCAAAAAAGUUCUUCAGUGACAUUUGGGAAAAGACCCCAGCUUUGAUUAGGCGUCACAACAGCAACUACUACAAAGGAUUAUUUUCCUCAGAAGAUUUUGACAGAAUUCUGAGAGAGGACCAUGUUAAUUUUGGAGUAAACCUUGAUGUAACAAGUUACUUUGAUGGGGAAAAGGAAACUCAUACUCCUACUGGCAGGGCAUUACCUGUAGUGGUAUGGGACUUUUACAAGAAUGGAUGUUCUUUGCGGCUGCUGAAUCCUCAAGCCUUUUCCGGAACUGUUUGGAAUAUACUGUCUAUUCUUCAAGAGUCUUUUGGGAGCAUGGUUGGGGCUAAUGUUUAUCUCACUCCUCCUGGGAACCAGGGAUUUGCACCACAUUAUGAUGACAUUGAGGCAUUUGUGAUUCAGCUGGAAGGUAAAAAGUGCUGGCGUGUCUAUGAUCCUAGAUCAAGUGAAGAAGUUCUUCCAAGUAUUUCAAGCCGUAACUUUUCUCAGCAGGAAAUGGGCACUCCUAUUAUGGAUACUGUACUUGAAGCUGGGGAUAUGUUGUACUUUCCAAGAGGCUUUAUCCAUCAAGCGUCCUGCUUGUCUGAAAUACACUCUCUCCACAUCACCCUGUCAACUUACCAGAGGAACUCUUGGGGAGAUUUGCUACAUAAACUUUUUCCUGGUGCCUUGGACUUGGCUAUAGAAGAUGAUGUAGAAUUCCGUGAGGGUUUGCCUCUUGAUUACCUGGACUAUAUGGGAGUUCAGAAUUCUGAAAGGGAGGAUGACCCACGGAGGGAGUCAUUUAAUAAAAAGAUUUAUAAUCUCAUGAGGAAGUUACUCAAAUAUGCACCAAUUGAUGCAGCUGUUGAUCAGAAAGCCAAAGAUUAUAUUCAUGACUGCUUACCCCCUGUACUGACAAAAGAGGAACUAGCCUGCACUGUAUACAGUGCACCAGCCCGAUGGAGAGAUGGUGGGCCACGCAAUGUUGUUCUUCAAAUCCGAGGAAGUACCCGGAUACGAAUGCUUCGCAGUAAUGUUGCCAGAUUAUGUGGUGAGAAUGGCAGCAUAUUGCUGUACUACACGAUAGAAAAUUCCAGAGACUACCACAAGGAGGAUGAAAAAUGCAUAGAAAUUGAUCCAGAGCUUGCUGAUGGGGUGGAGCUGUUGCUUUGCUCGUACCCGCAAUAUAUAAAGGUUGAUAGUCUUCCAGCUGGUAGUCUGGAUGACAAGAUUUCCUUAGCGGCUGCCUUGUACGAGAAAGGUCUGUUGAUGACAGAAUAUCCACUGCUGCCUAAGAGAGACUAAGCUUUUACUAGGAGCUGGACCUUUUUAAGAGUUUCAUAUCCGAUUAUAAUCUAUUACAAAGUUAGCAUAUAAUUGUUCAUUGUACAAAAUACAUUUAAUUUAGAUUUGAUUUAAAUAGAUUUUUUCAGUCAGGCUGAUCUUAGAAGUUGCCCUUCUUUAAUGUAAUAAUUGGAUACUUGUAUCAAAAGAUGAAGCAAAAUCAUACCCACUACUGAGGCAUGAAUGCCUUGUUAACUGUAAUGGCUGUGUAUUCAAUGAUUUGUACCUUUACCCUAACCUGAAGCAUCCUGUCUGUGUAUUGUGCUUUACUUUCUAUGUGGAUGUGCAGCAAAACAUUUAGAUUUAGUUAAGUAGAGACAUGCUCAACAUGCAGAUGAGAAUUGGAAUUAUAGCUUUUAUCAGUUAAUGCCACAAUGUGAGGGGGCUGACAGUGCUCUAAAAAAUAACUAUUAAAACAAAUUAUGUUACCUUAUAGUUGAGUUUCAACCUUCUGUGGAUGGGGGAGAAGAAUGAUUAGUUCAUUUAAAAAAAGAUCAUAUACAGGUAUUUGAACCUUUGCACACCCUUUCACUGAAGGGAUAUGGGAGAGGAUCUAAUACUAUUUGGUUAACACUUUCAAAGAGCCAGCAAAAAUUCCUGGUGGACCAAAUGACCGAUACUCAAUGAUGUAAGUGGAUACUAGCUCGGUUUUUGAAUUGGAUUUAUAAACUGCAUCAUUAAGAACCAUUAAAUUCAUACACUGACAAAGGGUAAUAUGUGAUGACACAUUACUAGGGAUUUAUAGCCUCUUUCAUGCCCUCUGCAUGUCCCAGUAUGCUUUAAAGCCACUGAGUAACAUUUUUAGAUGUGCUUUUUCCUGUUUCAGGCCUGGUUCACACACAGCACACCAUCCAAACAGCUGUGAACUAAAUGCCAAGUUGAUCGGGUUUGAGUAAUACUAGUUGAGGAAUAGAGUGAGGCCAGCUCUCCAGAAGAUUUUAAUUAAUCUUCACUGUAUUGUGGGGCCUUUUACAUCCACAUUGGUCAACAGUUGUCAUGAUUUAGUGUCUCCUGCAAAGUACAACACAAUGUGGCAUUUCCUCAAUACUGAAGUGAAAAGUCAGACAGGAAGUACCUGUCAAUACAGUGUGGAGCUGGAGGAAUACAGCAGCUCAGGCAGCAUCAGAGA